AUGAAGUUCAGUCUUCUCGUUUUCACAGGCAUGGCCUUGGCUGGCGCCAUCUUCUCUAGGGCUCGCACUUCAGAUAAGGGCAUCAAAGCUGCUGAAACAAGUGACAGCGCCAUGCCGAAAGAAACACGCACAGGAGCUGGCAAUUCAGAUGCCGGCAUCGAAGGUGCUGAAACAGAUGAAGGCGCCGUCCCGGAAGAAUUUCUCGAAGCCCAGAAGGAUUGGGAGUCGAGUGAAUGGGUGGAACAGCAGAAAAAGAUCUUUGUACCCCCACCCAAUGGGGACUUGCCCAGCCUGUUCAAAUACCUAAUCGGGAAAGAAAAGGAAAGAUUAGCAAAGCAGACAGAGAACUUGGUACUCCCAGACAAACCGAACCUCAAGGCCCUGUUCAAGUACUUAGCCACGAAAAAGGCUCAGGAAUACCUUGAAAAGGAAGGCCAUUUGAAUGCGGAUGGGCCUUUUUACACUUAUAAGAAGAAUAGUACUCAGAAGGGAUCUGAUGCUUUUAAUUGA
Fusarium subglutinans is the source of this 510-nucleotide messenger RNA. RefSeq lists its product as uncharacterized. Bases 1 to 510 code for a protein of 169 amino acids. The transcript is spliced from 2 exons. The record is from RefSeq and is a predicted model, not a curated record. NCBI's taxonomy places the organism in Eukaryota, Fungi, Ascomycota, Sordariomycetes, Hypocreales, Nectriaceae.